AUGGCAGAUGAUGAGGAACAGAUCGACGCAGAACCUGAAAAUGGACAACGAGUGGUGGAUGAAGCUGCGGGGAUACUGCACAAUUUACCUUUUAUGAAUCUCCCAGCUGUUCCACCUAAUGAAGGUCGACUCGAUUUGGAACAUUUGGAUAGGGAUUUUCGUGUGCUUGUACACAACGCAAAUGCUGUGUUAGCUGAACAACUUGCGGUGUUAGGAGAUAUUCAUAGAGAAGCGAAUCGAGUAGACGAAGGAGCAAUGAUGGAUGGAAUGGAGCGUAUUGCCGUAGGACUCAUUGAUGAGCUGCGUAAUAUGAUUGAACAUCUGAUAAGACAGCGCGACGAAAUGCGAGAAUUGGUAAUGCAACGAGGCUUGUUUGAUCCACUUUUCGGUCAAUGGGACGAACUGCUGGAAGUUUGGGGAGCGCGGAAUUUUACUCGAGAAAAUGGAAAAACAAAGGAUCCGAAAUCGCUGGAAACUACUGUUGUGGAGUACCUCACGAAUAUAAUAAACAGUAUUCCGACAGAAGCAUAUACUCUACCAUUACCGUUAUUGUUUGAAAUCCAUGUAGGUUUAUAUAAGAAAAACAAGCUUCUUAUAUUACACAAAGAAUGGAGUAGCAUCGAUCAAUUUCAAAGGAUUCUAAAUUGGAAAAUGAGAAGAAUGACAGUUCAUGAGCUUUUCAAUGGACUAAUGAAUAAAGGUUAUCUAAUUGAACGAGUUUUAUUCGAAGAUUUGAAACGAAAGAUUCUAGACCGUACGAAAGAGAAAGACAUAAAGUUAUACGAAGAUACACUCAUCUUAGGCACUUUUCUUUUGGAUCACGGGUCACUUAAUCUUCCUGGUGAGAUCUUCAGAUAUUGUCAAAAAAUGUUAAGCCGAUUGUCUGAUGAACACCAAUUUCGUCAACGGAAAUUAUUUGAACUCAAUUACUGGCUGAUGAAAUAUUAUAUAAACAACUGCUCAUUUGUCGAGGCAGUACACAUCAGUUCAUUUACUGAUACGUUAAUUGACAAACUGGAAAGCAAUACUGGUGUUGGAACAUUAAAUUUCGUGCAAAUUCAAACUCAGUGCGCUUCUUUAUGGUACGUGUUGGGUCAGUACAACAAGUCUAUGAACUUUUGUAUAAAAGCAUUAAAAACUGCUCAUGACAAAGGAACGCAUAUUACUGCACAAGUGGAGCUCUUAUGUCUUACUGCAAAGGUUCUCGUUUUCAAAAGGCAUUUUAACUUAGCGCUGAGAACUAUUCGUUUCGCUUUAGCGAUUGUUUUAAGCGAUGCAGAGCUUGAGAGGUUGUUGUGGUCCGUAUUAUGUGACUAUGGAGAUUGCUUGCUCAAUUCAGACCAUGUCGAGAUGGCUGUGCAAGUUUAUACCGUGAUGGCAAAAAUGGUUCACAAACAUUUCGGAACAGAUUCUCUUCAUGAUGGUCGGGCAAUGUAUGAAUAUGCUCGUGCUGCAUACCAGCUUCUGUAUAAUAAUUAUGCUGAGUAUCGUAUUGAUAAAGAGAAAUAUGUUCAGCUGCGUUUCCGCUGUGAAAAGUAUGCUAACAAGGCAGUAGAAAUUUGUCGGACAAAGCUGGGUAAAGAGCAUUAUCAAUUGUUAAAUGCCGAAGAGCUGCAAGUGCUAGUUUCGGUAAAAAGUGCAUUACGAAAUGAUACUAUCCAGCAAGAAUUGCUGAAUGAAGCAUUGGAAACACAUAUGCGAGCUUUGAAUAAAUAUUGCAACUUCAGCAGUGAUAAUGCGAAUUAUGCAAGGACUUACGAUUAUCUUGGCCACAUAUUUCGAUGGUCGCAAAGACUUGAAGUCUCUGAGGAAAUGUUUGAAAAAGCUUUGGCUACAAAGAAAAUUGUCUACGGCAUUAAUGAUCAUGAAACAGCUCUCACUAUGGUUUCUUUGGCUUAUCUUUAUCUGAAGGACAUGAAUCGACCCAGGGAAGCUUUGGUUCUCUUCAAAAAAUGUCUUGAAAUUGAGUUGAAUAUAUUUGGUGAAGAAUAUUCUGGACUUGGCUUUAUUUAUGAUGGAAUGACGUUAGCCUACGAAAUAACCGAUGAUUUCGCAGAAGCACAAAUUUAUCGCCAAAAGCUACAUUUAUGGAAAUCUAAGAGACGCAUGCUUGAAGAAGCACCGUCUAAGAAUCCUUUUGGAGAAUCGUUAUGCGUCGAGGAAACAUUCCAGAAUUUUGUCACUGAGUGCUAUGGGACUCUUAGUUCCAUUGAAACGCAACAAUCAUCAAAUGUUAAGAUGAUGGAAACAUGCUAA
Acanthocheilonema viteae is the source of this 2256-nucleotide messenger RNA. The record is from the annotation of a GenBank genome assembly. NCBI's taxonomy places the organism in Eukaryota, Metazoa, Nematoda, Chromadorea, Rhabditida, Onchocercidae.